CUUUUGGGGCUAAGAAAUCGCGAAAUGACAGUCCAAUCGAAAAGAGUGCCUAAUUUCAUUCUUCUUCACUUCCUUCCCCAAAAUUUCAGGGUCGUUAUUUGUUUGGAUCAUUUCCCAAUCCCAAUCCCAAUUCACCUCCCACCACUGUACAUCACCACUCACAACGAAUUCAUUCAUUCCAGACGCAAAUUUUUUACCAAUUUUCUCCUCAUAAUUUUGAUCCUAUACUUUCCCCUCGACAUAAUUUCGAUAUUAUUCUUUGUCUGUUUAUACUCCCUUCUUCGCCCUUCGCGUAGAGGCCUAUUGGGAAUUGAUCUCAACUUGCUCUUCGCAUAGGGCAACCAUUAUAUAUAAGGGCUUCUAUUGACAUGUUAAUGGAUGUAUUUAUUCUAGGAGUAAAAUUACUGUUUCCCUCCACUUUCCUUUUAUGGAUUAUCCUUACAAGCUCCUUCACUAUUCCCGUGGUGCUUUCCAAAACAGACUCCCGCCAAGUUUCUGCUCUCAACAAUAUGUACCAAUAUUUGAAGCCCUCUUCCAAACUUGAAGGAUGGAAAAAGGAUGGAGGAGACCCUUGUGGUGAUGAUUCUUGGCAGGGUAUUAAGUGCUCUGGUUCAGAUAUUAUUGAAAUUGAUUUAUCUGGCUUGGGACUUUCUGGAUCACUAGGGUUCCAGCUUGAUAAGUUGGAGAAAGUCACCUACUUUGAUGUGAGCAAAAACAACCUCAAGGACAACAUACCGUAUCAACUUCCUCCUCGCACGCAGCACCUAGAUCUCUCUGGAAAUCAAUUCAGUGGAACUGUGCCUUAUUCAAUUUCUCAGAUGGCUGAUCUUAAAUUUCUGAAUCUGAAUCAUAAUAAGAUAAGUGGAUCACUGAGUGAUAUGUUUGGACAACUUACUAAACUCACUGAGAUGGAUCUGUCCUUCAAUUCAAUAUCAGGCAGUUUGCCUCAGAGUUUCAGAUCCCUCUCAAGCCUCAGCAAAUUGCACAUGCAGAAUAAUCAGUUUACUGGAUCAAUAAAUGUUCUUGCCGAUCUUCCACUUGACGAUUUGAAUGUAGCAAACAACCAAUUGACAGGCUGGAUUCCUGAUGAGCUGAAAGACAUAAAGAAAUUAGAGACUGGAGGGAAUUCUUGGUCUUCUGGAGCAGCUCCUCCUCCGCCUCCUGGGCAGAAAAGUAAACCUCACACCGGGCGGUCAGGAAAGGAAGCUAAGUCUGGCCUGGGCGCAGCAGCCAUUAUUGGGAUAAUACUGGGUGUUCUGUUGCUACUUAUUUUUAUAAUUGUUCUAUUUUCGAAAAAAAGAUCAUCACCUUCAUCCCAUUUUCUUGAGGAAGAUAGGUUUAGCCAGCGUCAACGUUUCACUCCUCUUUCAUCUCAGGAGUUAUCUAGUGGCACACGUGGCAACAUGUGUGAGGACUUCAGAGAUUCUUCAUCCGCUACAGAAAAACAUUUGCAAACCUCUUCUUCGAUGGUUCUUAAGCGUCUUACUUCAGAGCGACGCAAGUCUUUUAAUGAGAAGGAGUUGACAAAUCCUCCAACUUCAAAUCAUCUCAAGUCGUUCAAUGAUAAAGAGUUUGCAAAUCCUCUGAGUGCGAAGAGAAGCAGUUCAGUGCACUUAGCCUACUAUCCGUUAGCUGAUUUGCAGAAUGCAACUGGUAACUUUGCAAGUUCUCGCCUUCUUGGUGAGGGAUCAAUUGGUCGAGUAUACAGGGCAAAAUAUCCAGAUGGCAGGGUUCUGGCGGUAAAGAAAAUAGACUCCUCUUUUUUCCAAGAUAGGCAGUGCACAGAAUUGGCAGACAUUGCUUCCAAAGUUUCCAAGCUUCACCACCCAAAUAUUGCUGAAGUGUUUGGUUAUUGUUCAGAACAGGGACAGAAUAUGUUAAUCUAUGAGUAUUUUAGGAAUGGUUCACUUCAUGAAUUCCUACAUGUGUCAGAUGACUUCAGCAAACCGCUUACAUGGAAUACAAGAGUCAGAAUCGCUCUAGGUGCCGCUCGUGCUAUUGAGUACCUGCAUGAGGUUUGUUCUCCAUCCUGUCUCCACAGGAAUAUAAAAACUUCGAACAUCUUGCUAGACGCUGAACUGAAUCCUCGUCUCUGUGAGUGUGGCUUGGCAAUGUUUCAUGAGCGUGCAAGCAGAAACUUGGAUGCUGGAUACACUGCUCCAGAAUGCACAAAACCUUCUGCUUAUACUUUGAAGAGUGAUGUUUACAGCUUCGGAGUUGUCAUGUUGGAAUUAUUGACAGGGCGAAAGCCUUUUGACAGUUCAAAGCCAAGAUUAGAGCAGUAUCUGGUCCAAUGGGCAUCGCCCCAACUACAUGAUCUAGAUGCCUUGGAAAAAAUGGCUGAUCCUGCCCUGCGUGGACUUUAUCCUCCUAAAUCCCUCUCUCGAUUUGCCGAUGUGACUGCUUUGUGCGUGCAGUUGGAGCCAGAAUUCCGACCACACAUGUCCGAGGUGGUGCAGGCACUAGUCCGUUUAGUGCAAAGAUCGAGCUUGAGCCAGAGAGAGGAUCUAAGUGCAUCUCGGCGGAUAGAUGAUGAUUACUGAUACUGAGAAAACCAGUUCUCGGCCAAAGUGAAGGGGACACACUUCCUUACCAAGUGGGGAAGAGGAUAAGUGUACGUAUGUUUCAUUACGUUACAAGGAUGGGGCAAACCAGGGACACUCUCUAGAAUAGGGACCAAUCCCCCGGACCCCCUCCCAAAAAAAAUAUCCCAAUCUAUUCAGACAAACAAAAAAGUGACAACAUUUUUUGCUUAUAUCGUCUUCUCCUUUACGGAAAUAUAGUGUUCCCAUCAAAGGACCGAAGACUCUUGUACGUGGGGUGCGUACUUUGAAUGUCCAAACCGCUUUACAGUAUACUAUUCUUGAUCUCGUAUAA
This is a messenger RNA of Nicotiana tabacum (common tobacco), 2877 nucleotides long. Its product is annotated as protein STRUBBELIG-RECEPTOR FAMILY 5. Gene Ontology annotation, molecular function: ATP binding; protein kinase activity; receptor serine/threonine kinase binding. The record is from RefSeq and is a predicted model, not a curated record. Gene Ontology annotation, biological process: protein phosphorylation. Lineage: Eukaryota; Viridiplantae; Streptophyta; Magnoliopsida; Solanales; Solanaceae.